Enterobius vermicularis (human pinworm) is the source of this 1554-nucleotide messenger RNA. NCBI's taxonomy places the organism in Eukaryota, Metazoa, Nematoda, Chromadorea, Rhabditida, Oxyuridae. The record is from the annotation of a GenBank genome assembly.
AUGAAGUUUGACGAACUUCUUUUCACUUAUUUGGGGGAAUUUGGAAGGUAUCAGAAAAUCCAGUUUGCUUUGUUGUGUGUCCCGCCAAUGUUCGUCGCGAUGCAGUCUCUCUCAUGGACAUUUACUGCGUCGUCUUUGCCAUGCCGAGUUUCUGAAGCGGAGCCGGAAAAUGUUAGUUACUGGAUAGUUAGUGAUUUAUUAUACCCACCUAACUGUACUGAAGACCCCUGCCGGUACGAAACUUGUCGUUUGGGAGAGCGUAAAGAAUGCCCGUUUGGAUACAUUUAUGAUCAUUCAGAAGUUAAAAAUUCUGCUAUUAAUCGAUGGGAUAUUGUUUGUGAUCGAGCCGUAUUAAAAGCGGUUAUUCAAUCAAUGUAUUAUCUUGGUCAGAUGGCUGGUUCAAUGGCUUUUGGUUUUCUCGCUGAUCGUAUAGGAAGAAAGAAAGUUCUCUUUAUGGCUCUUUUGAUGCUUAUGGCAGCCGGCAUUUCUAUGGCUGUUGCUCCGCACUGGACUCUUUUUGGGCUUCUGCGAUUUUUUACUGGAUUUGCACAUCCGGGAAUAUUUACGAUUGGAGUUGUUAUUGCUACAGAAUUAGUUGGACCAUCAAAAAGGAAAAUGGCUUCUGUCCUUACCGGUAUCUUUUUCGCAUUAGGGCAGGUAGUUCUUGGGUUGUCGGCGAAUUUUUUAAGGGAUUAUCAGUAUCUUCAAAUAGCCAUUUCUUUGCCAACUGUCAUCUUCCUUGUUUACUGGAGGUUUUUACUCUUAACUUAUUCGGAGUUGUUUGUACCUGAAAGUGCUCGUUGGCUUGUUUCGCUGAAGAGAUAUGAAGAGGCAGACGUAAUUCUACGACGGGCAGCACGUUUCAACAAAAAAACUAUGCCAGAAAAUUGGUGGGAUCAGUUGGAUUCAGUGCACGAAAAAAAUGAUAAACCACAAAAUAAGAGUGCGACCUAUGGUUAUUUUGAUUUAAUAAAAACUCCGGUAGUUCGAAAGCGGACGUUGACUUGUUUCUUCUUGUGGCCCGUGAGUAGUUUGUACACUACGUUUGUUAUCGGCAGUAUGUCAGAGGUACCUGCUCUGCUAUUUUUAAACAGUGUGGUUGAUAGGUUUGGAAGAAAACCAAUAUUUGCGGUAUCUUAUUUUGUUGCCGCAGCGUGUAUGCUCCUUUUUCUUCUAAACCCUGUUUUUUGUUUAAAUGACACACUACAGUUUUUAUUCACCAAGGCAUCUAUUACAAUAUGCUAUGCAGUUAUUUAUAUGGUGACUCCUGAGCUCUUUCCAACUGUGAUAAGAAAUUUGGCCGUUGGUUGUUGCUCUACAAUUGCUCGUAUUGGAGCUGUAUCAGCAUCUUACAUUGCUAUGUGGAUUGUCGAAAGUUAUGGCGCACUGGCAAUGGUUAUACCGUUUGGUAGCCUGGCUUUGGCUGCUGGCAUUAUUGUGUUGGUACUAAUACCAGAAACGAUGGGUCAGCCAUUGCCAGAAACGAUAGGCGAGGUUGAGCACUCUGAGGAAAAUGACGAAGGAAAAGAACUACCACUAAAUUGGCUGCUGUAG